Phyllopteryx taeniolatus (common seadragon) is the source of this 1324-nucleotide messenger RNA. RefSeq names its product cornifelin-like. Lineage: Eukaryota; Metazoa; Chordata; Actinopteri; Syngnathiformes; Syngnathidae. The coding region runs from base 143 to 529 and encodes 128 amino acids. The record is from RefSeq and is a predicted model, not a curated record. The transcript has 4 exons.
GGCUACUUGUCGAAAUGCACAUUGCUGUGAUGUAUUCAGGUUCUGCUGCAUUUUUUAGCCACCUCUUAAUUGGACAAGAGCGUCGGAGAGCCUCAUACUCUUUUCAAGCUUUACCCCGCGAUAAGACGCAAGCUCGACCAGCAUGUCUCCAAAACAGACUUUGACAGAAUGGAACACUGGCCUCCUUGAUUGCUGUCAAGACAAAGGCUCUUGCUGCUACGGUUUCUUUUGCUGCCCUUGUCUGGCCUGCUCAGUUGCGGGAAAAUUUGGAGAGAACCGAUGUCUCCCACUGUGUGACAUAUUCAGCCCUGCUAUCUUGACAGCUUUUGGGAUUCCCCUGUUUGCACCUCCUGCAGCUUUGUCUCUCAGAGUGGGCAUUCGCAAUAGAUAUGGUGUCAAGGGCUCCAUGUGUAAAGACAUCCUGUCCUCGUGUUUCUGCAUGUGGUGCACCUGGUGUCAAAUGCACCGUGAACUGAAGUUUCGCAAGAAAAAUCCCACCGUCAUCAAUAUGCAACCUGCACCGCUCUAAUAGUUUCUUGAACCCUACCAAAUGCAGUCAUUUCCUAUUUAGUUUGUUUUAAUGGCUUCUGUGACGAGGUUGCGGCUGAAGACUACACGGAGGAGCAUUAUGGUUACAUUAACCAGGUGAGAAAAAUUAUUGACAAAAAAUAAAUAAAUCCUUCACCACAGUGGGGACAAUGAUGUCAUAUCAUUCAGAGCCACAGUGGAAUCCUCUUGUUCUUUAAAAAUACCUUGACGACGCUGGCGUUCAGGUCUUAAAUCAACAGUCUUGAAUCAAUUAUUGUCCAGUUGGUGCCUGGGCUCUGAAAUCUGUCAGUAAAAACAUUUUAACUUUGCUAAAGUAAUAACUUACAAAGUACAAACAAGCACCAGGACAUUUGCUGUGAUAAAUUUAGCUGUAGUUCUACACUUAAGAGACCACACUCAAGGUUUCUGAUAAUAAUCAAUAGCAAGAUUUGGUAGCUGUUGUAAUAUUGGGGCAUUACUUGAUGCAGCAUUUCAUACUGUUACUCACAAUAUCAGGACAAAUAAUACUUGCUUGGUCUUCCUGUCAUGAUUCUGCAAUUAAAAAUAAUAAUAAGAAUAAUGUUUUUAAUAAAUCAAAGUCUUUCUUCACCACAUGGGGAGUUCAGCAAGGCUUGGUUAUCUGGAACUGAUUUUUAUUUUUUCAGCUAAUGGCCAUUUCUAAUUUUAUUGUUUGACUGCAUAUGUAUUCAACCAUAAUUAUGCAUAUUGGAAGUCAAAAGACCAACUCCAACCACAAUAAAAACUAAGAUGGAACCUACUGGUUCAAUGUAAAGCA